ACUAUACUGGUACUUAUACCACUGAACUGAUACUAAUUAAGACUGUCCUCAAUAUACCAAUACUCAUACUUACUUGAUCAUGAAAUAUAAUUCUGGCACAAGCAACACAAUAAACAUUUAAAUCAGUCAACAAAUAGGAACUUUCCAUUAGUAGCCAAAAGUUGUGUUCCAAAAUGGGUUGCAAAAUCAGGGAAAUGCCAACAAUAAUGCCAAAAGCAAUUAAUUAUUCUUCGAAUGUGAAUAAACAUAAAGACUUCACAAUUUUUUUAAGCCUAAACAUGACACAUAUUUACUAGUACCACUCCACUAGUAUCACUCCACUGGUACACGUACCACUCCACUGGUACAUGUACCAGUCCAUUGGUGCGUUUCCUCUGCCGCCUAGUGGUACCACCCUCACCUUCAGAUUCUGUCGCCGCUUUCACCACUGUUCACCACUGUUCAAGCUCUCCACUUUCACCACUGUUCAAACUCUCCACUUUCACUCCACUGGUACACGUACCACUCCACUGGUACACGUACCACUCCACUAGUAUCACUCCACUGGUACACGUACCACUCCACUGGUACAUGUACCAGUCCAUUGGUGCGUUUCCUCUGCCGCCUAGUGGUACCACCCUCACCUUCAGAUUCUGUCGCCGCCACUUAGGGUUGAUCGAAUCUCUACCGUGGAAGGACGGUGGUCAACUGGAAAAGAUCAAGCGCAGGCCGUGGAUAAGAGGAAGUCGUUGGACGGUGAUGUUUGGGAUGGAAGACGGAGGACGGCAGACGGCCGACGACAUGGAUGGUUGGACUUGUUGUAAGGGCGGCGGGGAUAUCCCCUGCGUGUCUUCCUCCUCCGACGAGCAACCCACCUGGCGGGUCGGAGGCGAUCCCACUGCGACGCUGCCCGAUGUUUCCGAUCGCCGUCGAGUUUUCCAGAGUAGAGAGUUGGAUUGCUAUUUGGAGAAAAUACGGGGAAUAUUGGACUUGGAAGAGCAAUCGACGCUUUCCCAUCCAACAAGAUUGCUCCUUCCCAAUUAGUUUUUAAUUAUUAUUGAGAACUUUCCCAAAUUACAAGAUUAUGAAAAAAAUACAAAAAACAACUGUAAUUAAUAAUUGUCAAAUGAUUGAGAAAAAAACUGACCAAUUAGAAAGGGGGUGUCAAAAAUUAGACCCCUUUGGGGGUAGUCAUGCUAACCGAUUCCCUCAUACGCUGACACCUAUCCAAACUUCUCUAAAUAAAUACACUUACUAUUUUUGCAAAGUUUGCCAUUUGGUCCACUUUGUCAACCGCAUGUCAUCUCCCUCAAUUUCUGCCACCUCCUUUGCCACGUUCCACUGCUCCAUCUCCAACCUCCUCCUCACGAAUGAUAUCGAAAAUCGUUGGGGGUUCACCAAAGAAAAGUCACCGCACUUCUCAAUCACUUGAUAAAACAGUAAAAAUCCAUGAAAAUCGGGGUCGAAUCUGAAUCUGGAACAUAUUCAGAGAAGCAACAAUGCAUUACAGGCUGUAACAAUAUAAAGAAGCAGCAAUAUGAAGUAUCUAAAUUGAGAUUUUGGAGAAAAUUUUUAGGGGAAAGCAAUUGAAAGAUAAUUGUCAACUAAAGUUACCUGCAAAACUGGGAGUAAUGACCCUCUAACCCUGUUUUGAGGACUACGAUUCAGUCAACAACAUUUAGAUUUUUGACCUUCUUCGUUGAACAAGAGAUAGAGGCCAAGAUUUAGGGAAGUUGAGAAGGGGGUCGAGAUCGUUGAACAGUCAGGAUGGCAUGCAUGGUGGUACGUUAUAGGAAAGAUUAUGGGAGGAGGCGCCGAUGUUUCAGUUCGGGUAGAGAAUCGACUGCAGUUGUAUUUUCUAUUGGUUCAGCUACGUACAGAGAAGGCGCAGCGGGAUCAUGAGGGAAAGACAGAGAUAUAGAUAUAAGCAUAUACGGCGAGGCAAAUUCUUUUGUUUUGGCAUGAUCCCAGCCAGGUGAAACGACAUAGAGAGAGACGGAAACUGAAAUCAAGAGAAGAGACUAUCGUCGGUGGGAAUGCAUUUUAGAUGAUCAAAACAGAGGGAAGAAUAGAGUAAGCGAGGUGCUGCGGUAACUUUUUGAGGGAGAGAGAUAGAGAGCGAACAGAGACGACAUGUAGAAAAGCAUAUUGUGAGAUGGAAGAUGAGAUUGCGGCAAACACUUUUUCUCAAUUCUAGGGUUGAUGCGCCAAAUUUUUACAGUGACCACUGAAUUUGGUGGGCUGGCCUAAGUCCUAAAACUACUAAUUCAUAUUGGGCUUCAACAAAUGAAACAAGUCUGCUGCGGAGCGCGACUCCACUUGCUUGUUAAGAUAAAAGGUCGCAUAUUAAGUUUCAAAGAGAAGAAUUUGUGAAAAUAGAAAUAAAAUUCAGAAAUUAUAAAGUAUUAUAUACAACUCAAUGCAAUUUUAUCUAGGGCUGGAAAACGGUGUUUAUGGUCCAGACCAAGUGCCUGAAGUAUAGACCACAGACCAAACCACAGACUAUACGGUCCGGUCCAGACCACGCCUGUGCGGUUGGUUCGGUCUGGUCUGGUCUAGAUAGACCACACUCAACGAAAAAUGAGCAAUUUGUUUCGUCAACCACACAAAAAAUUGAACCAAUAACCAAGAAAAAUAAUUGUUAUUUGCCUUAAAACAUUAAUCCUAACAUUCAUGAAUAAUUUUGGUACCCUAAUUCUUAGUACAUAACAAAGAUUUAAAGUAAAA
Messenger RNA from Linum trigynum, 2706 nucleotides. NCBI's taxonomy places the organism in Eukaryota, Viridiplantae, Streptophyta, Magnoliopsida, Malpighiales, Linaceae. The record is from the annotation of a GenBank genome assembly.